UCCGCCUCUUUCGGACUUCAACUCCCAGAAGCCUCGGCCACUUUGUCCAAUGAAGAGAGCUCUUGGGAGUCGAAGUCCAUCCCCUCAGAAGCCUGCUUUCCUCCGCCUCCCGCUUCAGCCGCCGGGGAGGCCGAGCCGGCCGGCUUCGGAGUGGCGCGUCGGCCUGCUCCUCCCUCAGUGGCGGCAUGGAGGGCCUGGAGGAGGCCGUCUUUGAGGAGAAAGAGGCGGCGGAGGCGGAGGCGACGACUAGGCCCCAGCCAGGCCUGAGGCUGCACUUGCCGCUCCCGCCUCCCUUGCCGCCUCCCCCGCUGCUCCUCUCCCGGCGCCGGACCCCGCCGCACCGCCACUCCUCGUCCCCUCCGCGGAGGCCUCGCCGCCGGAGCCGCCUUCUCCUCAUGGACGGCGGCGGAGGAGGCGGGUCUCACCUCUACCACGAAGACGACUUGGACGACGAGGACGACGACGACGAAGAUGGCGAGGACGACGAACCCGACGGAGGCCUGGCCAGCAGCGAGAGCGCCGAGAGCGGCGGGUUCCCCUCUUCGGCGGCGCCGGAGCCUCGCAAGCGGGCCCGCGGGACGACUUCCUCGGCGGGCUCUUCCUCGUCCCUAGGCCCGCACCGCUGCUGCUACGAGGUGGUGCGCGAGCUGGGCCCCGAGGAGGUGCGCUGGUUCUACCGCGAGGAGCGCAAGAGCUGGAAGCCCUUCAUCGGGUACGACUCGCUCCGCAUCGAGCGCGCCCACCGGGGCAUCCUCCUCCGGGAAGGACAAGGAGAGGCCGAGGAGGGGAGAGAAGGAGGAGAGAAGCGGGAAGGAGCCGGGAAGGACGACGGAGGAGAGGCCCCCGAGCCCGUCUGCGUCCGCGGAGGCCUCUACGAGGUGGACGUCGCCAACGCAGAGUGCUACCCCGUCUACUGGAACCAAUCUGAAAAGAUUCCUGUGAUGCGUGGGCAGUGGUUUAUUGAUGGCACCUGGCAGCCCCUGGAAGAAGAAGAAAGCAAUCUGAUAGAACAGGAACAUCUAAGUUGUUUCAAGGGACAGCAGAUGCAAGAGAAUUUUGACAUGGACGUCUCGAAACCUUUAGAUGGAAAAGAGGUUAUCUACCAUCUCCCUCCCUUCUCCCUCCAUUCUCUGUUCAAAUGGAGAGGAUAUAAAGAGAAUGCAGAGGCUGCAGGGCUUAAACGCAAACGGUCCGAAGCUAUUCAUAGUUUGAAGCUGAGUCGCAACCAUGUCGACUGGCACAGUGUGGAUGAAGUGUAUCUCUACAGUGAUGCAACAACAUCUAAAAUUGCAAGAACUGUCACACAGAAGCUGGGUUUUUCCAAAGCUUCAAGCAGCGGAACAAGGCUUCAUAGAGGCUACGUUGAAGAAGCCACGCUAGAAGACAAACCAUCGCCAACAACUCACAUUGUGUUUGUUGUGCAUGGCAUCGGACAAAAAAUGGACCAAGGAAGGAUUAUCAAAAACACUGCCAUGAUGCGAGAUACUGCAAGGAAAAUAGAAGACAAAUAUUUUUCCAACCAUGCAACGCACGUUGAGUUCCUUCCAGUUGAAUGGCGAUCCAAACUUGCACUUGAUGGAGAUACUGUUGACUCUAUUACUCCAGAUAAAGUCCGUGGCUUAAGAGAUAUGCUUAACAGCAGUGCAAUGGACAUAAUGUAUUACACAAGCCCACUCUACAGAGAUGAGCUGGUAAAAGGACUUCAACAGGAGUUGAACCGUUUGUACAGCCUUUUCUGUUCUCGGAAUCCAGAGUUCACGGAAAAGGGAGGAAAAGUGUCCAUCGUGUCACAUUCCCUGGGGUGUGUCAUCACAUACGACAUCAUGACAGGGUGGAAUCCAGUCAGACUCUAUGAACAGUUACUUGAGAAGGAAUACGAUGACCUCGAGGAUACAUGGAUGAGCUACGAGGAGCAGCAUUUGCUAGAAGAGUUCUACUUAACCAAACAACGAUUGAGGGAAAUAGAAGAGAGAUUGCAUGGACUGAAGACCUCCACCAUAUCUAAGACUCCUGCCUUAAAAUUUAAGGUUGAAAACUUUUUCUGCAUGGGAUCUCCCUUAGCAGUGUUUUUGGCCUUGCGCGGCAUCCGCCCAGGGAACAGUGGAAGUCAAGAUCACAUACUGCCCAGAAGUAUUUGUAACCGGUUGCUAAACAUUUUUCAUCCAACAGACCCAGUGGCCUAUAGACUAGAACCUUUAAUUCUGAAGCAUUAUAGCAACAUUUCUCCUGUCCAGAUCCACUGGUACAACACCACGAACCCUCUACCUUAUGAACACAUGAAGCCAAGUUUCCUCAACCCGGCAAAAGAUUCUACCUCAGCCCCAGAGAGUGAACCUCUCCCGACUUUACCCAGCCCCACAACAUCCCCCGUCAUGGCACGGCGGCACUAUGGGGAGUCCAUUACAAACAUAGGCAAAGCAAGUAUAAUGGGUGCUGCCAGCAUUGGGAAAGGUCUCGGAGGGAUGCUCUUCUCGAGAUUUGGGCGCGCCACUGCUCCCGCUGCGCCGGGACUGGAACCAGGCAAAGAAGGGACCGAAGUAGAGGAGAAGAAGUCCGUCGUGAACCAAGCAACAAUUGGGACGCAGACAUUCCCCCACAGCAGCUCCGGCUUCCUGGACCCAACAUUGGAGCUAGAGCACAGGAUUGACUUUGAGCUCAGGGAAGGCCUGGUGGAGAGCCGGUACUGGUCUGCCGUCACCUCGCACACUGCUUACUGGUCUUCUAUGGACAUUGCCCUCUUCCUGCUCACCUUCAUGUACAAGCAGGAGCAAGAGGAGGAUGGCAUCAAGCCCCACUUAGACUCUGUUUGAUUUUAGCUUGGGGGGUUGGGGGGAGGGGGGAGGGAGGGAAGGAUGACACUUGGCCAGUGGCACAGAGCGGUCUGUUUCCGAGGCACGGUGGUUUCAGGUUUAAAUGCAUGUCUGGAUCUCUUCCUUCCGAGAUUGUUUGCUCUUCGAGGCGCGUUUCCAGUCCUCUGCCAGUUGAGGCCUUCUUGAAAGAACGGCUCUCGGUUCCCGCUCUAUCAGCUGCGGACGAACAGAGCAGAGGCGGUUGUUUCAGCACCCACGGUAGGGUUGGCACCGUUACAGAUUAACCACAACUACUGUUUAACCGAGUUAAUUUUUUUUCCAAGUGCAGAGAUUAGUCCUCCUCAACGGAAUUUGUUUUCGUUUUAAGAAAAAUUCCCACACACCUAAAAUGGCCACGUUCUGUGUCCUUUGCGGCGGGACCUAAACGGCCAAUGGGUCUCACCUUUCUGACCAAAGUCUGCUCUUCCUGGGUCCAUUGGAAUUCCUCCUCUUAGGAAAGCAACAGACUCAAACAAACCGUGUGCUAACAACACAACACUCACCCAGAUACUACAACUGGAAAGCAGGCAUGAAGCAAAUAUUUUGAGAUAUUGUAAUUAUAAUUUAUUUUUACCUCCAACUCACUGUCGCUUUGUUUUACUCCAGUCCGUGUACUUUUUUCUACUGUUCCUUUCUCCUCCCUUUUUUGUUUUUUGUUUUGUUCUGUUUUUUUUUGUUUGGGGUCAAGAAGACAUACGUUAAAGAACCACAUUUAUUUUCUACAGUGUUAAAAACGGCUUUAUUCCUCAGACGACAUAUCUUUGUACUAUUCAAAAGGAGCUAUGGACACUGUGGCACACUUUUCAGUAUUUUUUCAUUAAAAAUAAACCUUUGUGGACUCACACAAAUAA
This is a messenger RNA of Anolis carolinensis (green anole), 3700 nucleotides long. It is a transcript of the gene ddhd1, whose product is annotated as DDHD domain containing 1. NCBI's taxonomy places the organism in Eukaryota, Metazoa, Chordata, Lepidosauria, Squamata, Anolidae. Gene Ontology annotation, molecular function: metal ion binding; glycerophospholipase activity. The transcript has 13 exons. Gene Ontology annotation, cellular component: cytoplasm. The coding region runs from base 186 to 2810 and encodes 874 amino acids. The record is from RefSeq and is a predicted model, not a curated record.